Molecule: messenger RNA, 3974 nt
Organism: Malurus melanocephalus (red-backed fairy wren)
Lineage: Eukaryota; Metazoa; Chordata; Aves; Passeriformes; Maluridae
Product: glutamate-rich protein 3-like
Exons: 6
Source: RefSeq, a predicted model, not a curated record
UCAUUGUGGCAGUGCAGAGGCAGAUAUAAUGAUUUCACUGUUAAUAAUGAGCUGAACUCACUGUGUCUGUUGCUCUCCAUUGUUCAUAGGCAGAAAAAUGUGAUUUAUCCCAAUUCAUUAUUUYAUAGGUGCAUUCUUGAGCUGGGUCUGGACAAAAAGCCAUCCCCUCCCAAGAGGAAGAGGGAGUUCCAGGAGGAGAAGGUGCCUGAGAGCUCCUGGGAGUGUGCUGUGCACAGUGAGCCMAGCAGCAACAGUAUUCCCUUCGAGCAGAAAUCAGGGCAGGAUUCACUGUCUGUCAUCUUACCGGCUCAAGAGGCAAGUGAGGAAACUGUUGGUGAAACUGUGGAAACUGAGGAAACUGAAGAGGACGACAGAAAAGAAGAAAUGGAAACCCAGUCUGGUCAGGAGAGUGAAGAGAGUGAGGAGGAAGACAGCAAUAAAAAUGAAUAUGAUGAAGAUUUUGAAGCAGAUGAAGAAGCUAAUGAAGAGGGACAGACUGGUGAUCAAACGGAUGGAAUGUCAGAGUCAUUCCCAGAUGACAAAAACCGUAAUUURGACUGUGGAAAGGAGAGUGAAACCUCAUCCCAGAAGGCUCUGCAGGCCUCUGGCAGCAAGAAAGAUGGAAGUGAUGGAUAUUCUGACAGGGACUCUGAGGAUGAGCAACAAAAGAGGAGGUCUGUGGACUCUGUCUCGUCCAUCAGCAUUCAGUGCAGCACUGAGGUUGAGUCUCAUGCUGAAACAACGACAGACAAUGGGAAUGGCAAAGUGGAGUGUGAUAUCAAAAAUACAUCUGGUAGCACAGCACAUUCACACUAUGGAAAUGAGGAUGGGGAGGAGAACUGCCUCAGACCAGAGGRAAAUCAGGAGACUUCUGCACUGCAAAAGGAAGGAAUAGAUGGAGCAGAAAAAACAACACCAGAAGGUGUAACACUGAGGGAUGAUGAAAAUGUAAUGGCAAAGCAGCAUCCUAAUGCUGAGUUUAAUGGGGAAUCCAGACAGGCUGGGUCAGGAGAAGGUAACAGGAAUGAGGAGGAGGAGRAGGAAUGUCUUCCAGAGCCCUGUGAAAGCAGGAUGUUGAACAUGGAGGAUGGCAACGGGGAUUCUCCUCUCAAGGAAGGAGGKGGUUUUGAAGACURCAAACCAGUCCAGGAGGAAACAGCAAAAGCAACUGGAAAUGAUCAUCCUGUGAAUUCUGMCCCUGAACCUGGUGAUUUGUAUGCCAGUGAGGAAGAAGAGAACGCAGCAAGUGCAGAGUGUGAUGUCAGUGGAGCACCAGAUGGAAGUUUGGCGGCAGAAGGGAGGAGAAGCGGAGAUGUGCAGGAGGCAGCAGGACAAGCAGGGCGAGAAGGGCAGGGGACAGGGCAGGGACAAGCCCUGCAGCAGGACAGUGCUGCCCAGGGAGGAGGUGCUGGCAGCAGAGAGGCCCGAGGAAAAGCUGCACUCGAGGGAAAUUCGCCACUGCAGGAAGACAAAGGGGCUGCGCUGGAGGAAUCUGCACCUGAGGAAAGCACUGCAGCAGAGGAACGUUCCAAAGGGACAGGGGACACGGUGAAGUUGGACACAGAGGUGUCACCCGGGGAGCAGGAUGUGCUGCUGCAGGGRAUGGAGGGCGAGGUGGCACUGGGACAGCCAGCAGCAGCUGGGGGACAGGGACCAGGGGGGGAGGCACACAGAGCCCUGUCCCAGGGCCACCACAGCGCUGGGUGCACCCCUGAGGAGGAGGAGGCUGCAGAGGAAGGCUUGGCAGGAAUGGCACCAGCAGAGGAGGAGGUGGGGGAGGCAGUGCCCCAGGUAGGGGAGACCCCAGGGCAGGGAGGGUGUGCAGGGAAUGGCACUCUGCUGGGUGCUGGGGCACAUGGAGAGGAGCCUGAGGAGGAGGAGGAGGAUGAGGAGGAUGGUGUGACAGCGGGUGGGAUCGCUGGAGCUGUUGGCCCUGAAGGACAAGAGGCUGUUGAGGAAGACAUUCCUGAAGGGGUGGAGGCUGUGAGGAAGCCUGGGGCUCUCUGGGAAGCACUGGGGGAUAUGGAAACAGGAGAAGCAAUGCCUGGAGGGGAAGGGUUUGUAAAGCCAAAUGAGUUUUCCCAGCUGAAAGCGUCAGGGAAAGAGCAGAUGGGGACAGGGAAAGCUGUGCCAGGAGGAGCAGCACUGGAGAGGGGUCAGGCACGGGAUGUGGCAGGGAAUGCUCUCCGGGGAGUGGGGAACACAGCAGASGCUCCUGUGGAGCAUGGCAAGGGUCCUGUGCUGGAAAUGGCACCUGGGGCACGGGGGGAUCCUGUCCCUGCAGUGUCACCACAGGCAGAGGGGACAUUGGCAGCGCACGAGGAGGAGGGGGCAGCUGAGGCACUUUGGGGUGGAAACCCCUCUGUGGGCAGCAAAGCAGGGACAGAGGGAGCAGGGCCAGGAAAAGCCAAAGGAGCGGCGGUGGGAGGAUCUGCAGGGAUGGCUGGAGAGGGAUCUGGGGGUGAAGAGGAGACCAGAUGGUGCAAACCCAGACCCAGCUGUCACAUCCUCAGAACAGCUUCAGGAUGGGGAAGAAACUCUGCUCUGAGCUUUUUCUGCAGCUUCUCAGUGCUGUGUCCUCAUCUGGCUGUGGGUUUGUGCCACUCCUCUGCUCACUCCUGAGUUGGGAUCCUGUCCCUGCUCUGUUCACUCUGUGAGUACCACAACCACUUCUCCCAUUUCACCAGAGCAGCUCCUCAGCUGGAGCCAGCCCAGGAAGCAGCAGUGCUUUGGAAUGAUGAAGUGCUCUGGAAUGAUGAAGUGCUCUGGAAUGGUGAAGUGCUUUGGAAUGAUGAAGUCAGUCAUCACAAGGAUUGUUCCACGGCUGUCUUGUUUGUUUUUCUGAAGAACCAGAGAGGUACUGGACUGACUGAACCUCCCCUUCUCCCCAUGCACCAUUUGCCCCUGCAGGGGGACAGUUUUAGCCUGGGAGCUUCCCCAGCCAUGUCAGAGGAGGGGACCCUCCUGUACCCACAGUGCCCAGGGGAUGUGUGGGGCUUCUCUCUUGGGUAUCCUGGCUUGUUGCUGGCCACACUUCAGGGCAUUCUUGGCACCUUAAAAUGUUGUUAAAAAUUGUUAAAUCAUAACUAUUCUAACAGGUAUUUGAGCUUGGUGGGUGCAGGAGACUCAGCCCCACACCAUGGGGGGCUGUAACUGCUUUUUUUAAGUAGGGAAAUGACACAAGAAUGAGCAGGAUUUCAAAUGGAUUGGUGCUGUGAGGCACUUGAGAUUAAUAYACCUGGAAAUGCAAACUGAAAUGUGUUAAAAGUGGUUGCUGUGUGUUUCCUCCUAGAGACAUUUCUGUACUAGAGAUGUUGCAUUUGUGUGUUCAGUCUGCACACAUUUGUGCUAAGGACUGUCUCAGAGGGCUGUGUUUUCUGUGUCCAUAUCCCACCUGCACGUUUGCUCAGGUCCAUUAAAUCCCUGUCCCAGUUUGAGCAGCUCUUUCAGCGUUUGCCAUGGUUUAACUCCAGCAAUAAUCCUGCAGUGCACAGGGCUGGGCUGUACCUGUGUGUGCUUUCCAGUGGAUGUUGGGCUCAGUGUGAGUGCCCAAAGCUGCCCUGUGCAGUGCCCCUGGAAAGCUCAGGGCUGUGGCUGUACCUGUCUGUGCUUUCCAGUGGAUGUUGGGCUCAGUGUGAGUGCCCAAAGCUGCCCUGUGCAGUGCCCCUGGAAAGCUCAGGGCUGUGGCUGUUCCUGUCUGUGCUUUCCAGUGGAUGUUGGGCUCAGUGUGAGUGCCCAAAGCUGCCCUGUGCAGUGCCCCUGGAAAGCUCAGGGCUGUCCAAGCCAAGGCCACCUGCUCUGAGCUCUGCAAUAUAACUGAUGUCUCUUUAAUUUCAUCUCAUUUUGUUACAAGAGCCCAAGAUGGAAGCGCAGCAUUGCCAUGAUCCAGAACAGCAGCACAGAACCAAACCCAGCCCUGGGCAGAGCAGAGGGAGGUGCAACAGCAGAAUGCAGGACAGGGACAUUUGUCACCA